This is a messenger RNA of Clunio marinus, 297 nucleotides long. The record is from the annotation of a GenBank genome assembly. NCBI's taxonomy places the organism in Eukaryota, Metazoa, Arthropoda, Insecta, Diptera, Chironomidae.
AUGAAAUUUUUAUUAUUAGUCAAUUUACACAAGCAAAGUAUUCGUCUUAAUAGUUUUAAUGACAAGCCAGCAGCAUUCCACGCUAAAGAUCUGUUCAUGAGUUGUGAUAUUGCAAGAAAAUCAAAUAGAUUUGUUGCGAAAACAUCGCUAAUGAGCUCGUUAACAAGUGUUGUGAAGAUAAUCCAUAAUUGCGUUAGAAAAGCGAUUUUACAUUGUUUUAAAUCUGAAUCAUACGAAAUCGAUCUUGGAAUUGAAAGCAAAAGAAAUUGUUUGUUAAUUAUUUACCCGUCAGCAUGA